ACACCGUUUUUAUCAUAUCUAACUAUUUACAAAUAGCUUAGCUCAUCACAAAAAAUACUAGCAAACGCGCGUUUAGUUACGAGUUGAAUUUCAGUCACAUCGAAUCUCUGCGGCACGAUCGACGGGAAGCGCGAACGUUUCAUAUACGUAGCCCAAACGAGCGAGCAAUCUAGCAUGAUAAUUACGGGUGAUAACAUGUGACUGGCUGCGCUGUCGCGUGUCACAGUGUAUCUGAAGAGUUAACCGCAGUGCUUUGCGAUUGGAUAACUGAACCGAAAACAUUAUUGGACUGUGACUCUACCCUACAUAGUGCACUCGAUCGGUGAACAUUAUGGAGCCAAAACAUAAUCGACCGGAACUGCCCGACAACGAUUCGUUGAUUUUGUACUGCAAUCAGUACAGCUACUACUGCCAGAAGGUACUGUGGGCGCUCUAUGAGAAGGACAUCAAGUUUACCAGAUAUGAGGUUGAUGUCACCAACGAUGAACAUUUUAGCGAGUGGUUUUUAACACUAAAUCCUCGGGGCGAGCUGCCUGUGCUACAGAGUGGAUCACUAGUCGUACCCGGUUCGAAUCGCAUUCUAGAUUAUUUGGAAGAAAAACAGUCCCAAGAUAAACAGUUAAAAUUACCGUGGAAUUCGGACAAGCAAAUCCGAUAUUUCAAAAACACUUUGGAUAAAAUUCCAAUUGGUGUUAUUACGAUUGGUUCAUUUUUGCACCCGCGAAUGGUGGUUUCACCUAAAUCACCCUAUGUUCAACCAGUCCGUUACACUAUCCUGGAACGUGAUGAACUGGUUAGUGGCCGUUUGCGAUCGUACGCCGAAGUAUUCCCGGCAUUCAGUGAAGCACUACUGCAGAAGGCCGAUUUCCAUGAUCGAAAGCGGAAUGUUCUAGCCAGUGAAGCAUACUUUUGCAAACUGCUAGAUGGACUGGAAGAGUUUCUUUCGGAGAUGGAGUUGCAUUUAGCGAGAAUUAAUGUCGAACACAGUUGGAUAGCGGGCCACGAUUUCACCCUGGUCGACAUAGGUUUGGGUUGUCUUCUUUACCGCUUAUACGUGCUUGGUUUGGAAGAUCGAUUUUGGACCGGAGGAAAAAAGACCGAGCUGGAGAGAUAUUUUAACAAAAUAAUGGUAUCCAACAGUUUCCAAAGCACGUUACCAACCAAGACCUCACUACUUAGGACGAUAUGGCUCAAUACACCCUCCUCGUAUAAGGCAGGAAUUGCGGCAUUUUCUUUUUCAUCUAUGAUCAUAGGGUCGCAGUUAUUGAAAAGAUGAAAUCGGUCAUUUUUUUACAAACAUUUGCAUUUUUUAUUAAACCAUCAUCUCAACCGUACGAAACAACCAAUUACCACUUAAUAGUAUAAACAAAUAUAGAACUGUUCAUUGGUGGGCUGCUGCAGUUGUCAAACAAAAAAUUGAGAGAAUUGAUAUCAAUAAACAGUUACAACAGGUGAUUUGAUUACUUUAUGCAUAAAAAGAAUUGAUUCAGCACCAAUUAUUCGACAUAAUCCACGCAUAAUUUUUGUUUACUUUUAGCAACAUAUUCCUAAUAUAUUACAAAGCUUCUUAAAAACUUCAA
Malaya genurostris is the source of this 1580-nucleotide messenger RNA. RefSeq names its product ganglioside-induced differentiation-associated protein 1 (gene Gdap1). The transcript has 3 exons. Bases 332 to 1276 code for a protein of 314 amino acids. Gene Ontology annotation, biological process: mitochondrial fusion; mitochondrial fission. Gene Ontology annotation, cellular component: mitochondrial outer membrane. The record is from RefSeq and is a predicted model, not a curated record. Lineage: Eukaryota; Metazoa; Arthropoda; Insecta; Diptera; Culicidae.